CAUACUAGGUACAGUAUCCUUAAUGCCGAUUGAGGUGGCGUAAAGCCUGCUUUCAGGUUUACUUCCUGGUUCCCUGCCUUAGGUAUCUAGUGAGUGCAACCUGCCACCUACCUACUCUGCAGUAGCACCUGAGACCAUUUAUGCCCUAUCCCUAUCCAUGCCAAACUAAACUUCCAAGGUUAUCCUGAGUUUUUUUUCAACCUUACCCUUACCCAUACCUAUACUCUAUUCCCUUAGCCUUGCGCUAUUUCGUUUUACAGCCCGACUAACUGCCUAGCGUACCCAGGGGACUUCGAUUGCGACAUCACUAUCCCUUCAUUAUCAUCGUCAUAAUAUAGUUCUCAUCAUGCCAACACCCUGCCCCUUCGACCCCGAGCUGGGCAAGCUCCUCGCCGGCGCGCCGCCCGAGUACUGCGGCACACACACCCCGGAGUCCAUCCGCAAGGUCGCCGCCCUCUACUCGACGCCCACCCAAACCAUGGAAGAGUUCAUCGGCGACCGCCCCAUCCAGGCCGUCGACUACACGGUGCCGGGGUACCAGGGCGCCGAGAUCGGGAUCACGGUCUUCACACGGAAGGACCGGAAGCUAGCGCCCGGCACCGCGCCGGCGUUCUACUACAUGCACGGCGGCGGCAUGGUGAUGGGGUUCCGCACGAUGAACUCGGAGUUCCUGCUCCCCUACGUCGAGCAGUUCGACGGCGUCUUCGCCGCCGUCGAGUACCGGCUCGCGCCGCAGCACCCGCACCCCGUCCCCGUCGAGGACUGCUACGCGGGCCUCGCGUGGUUCUCCCAGCAGGGCGAGAAGCUAGGGUUCGACCCGAAGCGCAUCAUGGUGGUGGGAUGCAGCUCGGGGGCUGGGCUGGCGGCGGGGACCGCGCUGCUGGCGCGCGACCGGGGCGGGCCGCACAUCGCGUGGCAGCUGCUGUUGGCCCCGAUGCUCGACGACCGCAACGCGACGCUGUCGACGCGCCAGUACGAGGCGCACGGCGUGUGGAACGCGACGUCGAACGCGACGGGGUGGGGCGCUCUGCUGGGUGACAAGGUCGGCGGGCCCGACGUGCCCAUCUACGCGGCGCCGGCGCGCGCCGUCGACACGGAGCUGGGGCUCGCGAACCUGCCGGCCACCUUCCUCGACGUCGGCAGCGCCGAGGUGUUCCGCGACGAGGUGGUCGCGUACGCGACCGGGAUCUGGGCCGUCGGCGGCACGGCGGACUUGCAUAUCUGGGCGGGCGGGUUCCACGGCUUCGACAUGUGGGGGUUCCCGCGGCUGGCGCGCGAGGCCCUAGCGGCGCGGCAGAACUGGGUCCGCCGGAUGCUCGAGUGGGAUUCUGUUUCUGAGUCGUUCGCUGUUCCUUUGUGAUGCGAUGCGACGCAAUGAGGCUGAAAAUGGUAGAAAGAAGAAGAUCAAUGAAUGAUCGAUCGCCAAGGCAAGUCCUCUAGCUUGUGGGCUCGGUACCUAGAUAGAGGGAUGCCUAGUACCAAGAUAUGCAGUUCCAUUAUACGAGUCCACGCAUGUUACAUUGCAUUUGCACAUCGCAUUUCAUUAAGAAAUAUAUAG
Messenger RNA from Hypoxylon fragiforme, 1558 nucleotides. Its product is annotated as alpha/beta hydrolase domain-containing protein. The transcript has a single exon. The record is from RefSeq and is a predicted model, not a curated record. NCBI's taxonomy places the organism in Eukaryota, Fungi, Ascomycota, Sordariomycetes, Xylariales, Hypoxylaceae. Gene Ontology annotation, molecular function: hydrolase activity. The coding region runs from base 347 to 1360 and encodes 337 amino acids.